Messenger RNA from Anolis carolinensis (green anole), 4185 nucleotides. RefSeq names its product glucosidase II alpha subunit (gene ganab). Bases 138 to 3017 code for a protein of 959 amino acids. The record is from RefSeq and is a predicted model, not a curated record. Gene Ontology annotation, cellular component: integrator complex; glucosidase II complex. Gene Ontology annotation, molecular function: carbohydrate binding; glucan 1,3-alpha-glucosidase activity. The transcript has 25 exons. NCBI's taxonomy places the organism in Eukaryota, Metazoa, Chordata, Lepidosauria, Squamata, Anolidae. Gene Ontology annotation, biological process: N-glycan processing; carbohydrate metabolic process; snRNA 3'-end processing.
GCGGGGCUAAUCCAGAUCCAAGAUGGCGCCGGCGGCAGCUCUGAGGAGGUGAGGUGAAAUGAAGUGAAGCCGAAUGGGCCUGAGGGAAGUGUUGGGACGAAUCUCUCGCGUAGCCAAAGGCCGAGAAUCAUCCCAGGAUGGCAGCCGUUGUUUGGCUCACUCUUUUCCUAGCAGCCGUCUCUGCUGUGGACAGAAGUAAUUUCAAGACCUGUGACCAGAGUGCCUUUUGCAAACGCCAGAGGAAUGUGAAGGCCAGGAGUUCCCCUUACAGGGCUUUGCUGGAGUCACUGCAGCUCAGCCAAGAUUCUAUGAAAAUCCAGCUGAUCAAUGAAGUUAACAAGGUUCCUCUCCUCCUUGAGCUCUAUGGCUUGAAAGGGAAUAUCACCCGGAUCCGGAUCAAUGAGCUGAACGCACUGAAACCUCGCUAUGAGGUACCCGAUGUGUUAAUCCAGGACCCACCUACCUCAAGAUUGUCUGUGACAGGUCGUGACGAUAACAGUGUGGAGUUGUCCCUGGGCGACGAGAGCCACAAGCUCAUCCUGACGGCGAAACCGUUCCGCAUGGAUUUGCUGGAGGGCCGGGAGCUGGUGCUGAGCGUCAACUCCCGGGGGCUUCUGGUCUUUGAGCACCUGCGCCAGAGGAAGGACUCUUUCUCGGAAAAAGUUAGUAGCACGGUCGUUAGCAUUUGGGAUAGCGUCAAGAAUCUUUUCUCUAGAGAGUCGCCAAAGGAGCCGGCAGCACAAGAGGAAGGGGAUGCCGAGAGCCUGGAUGCAGAGCAAGAGUCCACAGAGAACAGUAAUCAGAAUGAGGAAACAUCGAGAGGAGCAGAGGAGGCCGAAGAGGAACCAGGGCUUUGGGAAGAAACAUUCAAGACUCACACAGACAGUAAACCGAAUGGCCCAACAUCCGUGGGGCUCGAUUUCUCACUCCCGGGUAUGGAAAAUGUGUACGGGAUCCCAGAACACGCAGACAACCUCCGACUGCGAACGACUGAGGGAGGGGACCCAUACCGCCUCUACAACCUGGACGUGUUCCAGUAUGAGCUCUACAAUCCAAUGGCCCUCUAUGGCUCCGUCCCGGUCCUUCUGGCGCACAACGCACGGCGUACACUGGGGAUAUUUUGGCUCAAUGCGGCUGAGACCUGGGUGGAUAUCACCUCCAAUACGGCCGGCAAGACCCUUUUUGGGAAGAUGCUCGACUAUAUGCAAGGUGGCGGGGAGACACCGCAGACUGAUAUCCGCUGGAUGUCAGAGAGCGGCAUCAUAGAUGCGUUCCUGAUGCUUGGACCUCAGCCCAGUGAUGUCUUCAGACAAUACGCAUCUCUCACAGGAACUCAGGCCUUGCCUCCUCUCUUUGCUUUGGCCUAUCACCAGAGCCGCUGGAACUACAACGAUGAGGAAGAUGUGAAUACCGUGGACAGUGGCUUCGAUGAGCACGACAUCCCGUAUGACGUCAUCUGGCUGGACAUUGAACACGCUGACGGGAAACGCUACUUCACCUGGGACCCAAACAAGUUCCCCCACCCUCAGGAAAUGCUUCGGCGCUUGGCGGCCAAAGGGAGGAAGAUGGUAAGCAUUGUGGACCCACACAUCAAGGUGGACACCGGCUACCGAAUUCACAACGAGAUCCGCUCCCAGGGCUUUUAUGUCAAGACGAAAGAUAACAGUGACUACGAAGGGUGGUGCUGGCCAGGUUCUGCGGGCUAUCCAGACUUUACCAACCCAGAGAUGCGUGCUUGGUGGUCCAGCAUGUUUGCCUACGAUCAGUAUGAGGGCUCCAUGGAGAACCUUUUCACCUGGAACGACAUGAACGAGCCCUCUGUCUUCAACGGUCCCGAGGUGACGAUGCACAAAGAUGCCGUGCACUGGGGCGGGUGGGAGCACCGGGAUGUCCACAACCUCUACGCCUUCUAUGUGCAAAUGGCGACGGCACAGGGGCAGGAGCAACGAUCCGGCGGCGUGGAGCGCCCGUUUGUGUUGACACGCGGUUUCUUUGCAGGCUCUCAACGCUAUGGGGCCGUGUGGACAGGAGACAAUGCAGCAGAAUGGGACCAUUUGAAGAUCUCAAUUCCUAUGUGUUUGAGCUUGAGCCUUGUGGGUAUUUCUUUCUGUGGAGCGGACAUUGGCGGCUUCUUCAAGAACCCAGAGCCCGAGUUGCUGGUGCGCUGGUACCAAGCCGGGGCCUACCAGCCGUUCUUCCGGGCCCACGCCCACGUGGACACCAUCCGCCGGGAGCCGUGGCUCUUUGGGGAGGAGAACAAGGCGCUGAUCCGGGAAGCCAUCCGCCAGCGCUAUGCCUUGCUGCCCUUUUGGUACACCAUCAUGUACCACAGCUACCGGUCUGGCCAGCCUGCCAUGCGACCUCUCUGGGUUGAAUAUCCUGAGGAUGCCAUAACAUACAGCAUGGAUGACCAGUAUCUCCUUGGUGAUGCCUUGUUGGUUCACCCAGUCACAGCCCAGGGCGCCCGAGGGGUGCAAGUCUACCUGCCUGGCAAAGGAGAGGUUUGGUACGAUGUCCACACACACCAGAAACUCCAUGCGCCCCAAACCCAUUAUUUAGCUGUUACCAUGAGCAGCAUCCCUGUGUAUCAGCGUGGUGGGAGCAUCGUGGCUAGGAAGGAGCGGGUGCGGCGGUCCUCCGAUUGCAUGCAUAGUGAUCCCUACACUCUCUAUGUGGCCCUGGGCCCACAGGGCACAGCACAAGGCGACCUCUUUCUUGAUGACGGGCACACGUUCAACUUCAAGACAAAGAGAGAAUACUUGCAUCAGCAAUUCAAUUUCUCCGGAAACACCUUGACAGCCAGCUCUGCCGAUCCGAAGGGUAGCUUUGAAACGCCGGCUUGGAUUGAACGGGUGGUGAUAUUGGGAGCCGGGAAACCAGCAGCAGUGUUCCUCAAAGAAGACAACGGUGCAGCCGAGACCCGCCUAGACUUCAUCCACCAGGCGGAAACAUCCGUUCUAACCAUCCGCAAACCUGGGGUCAACAUCGGGGCAGACUGGAGCAUCUCUCUGCGAUAAUAAUGCUAUGGGGCAGGGGGUGGGGGGAUACGGGGAGCCAGGUGGAUGAAGAAAGAGACACUUUUGUGGCAUGAGGGAGCUUUGAAGUCCCUGGAAUAGAGCAAGGCAAGGCUGGUGGCUCCCCGUGGCCAUGUCUCCGGCCCCGUGCUCCCUUCUCCGAUCCCGGUUUGGCCUCUUGAUCCUUUUCAGGUGGUCCCAUAGAUUUAACUUUUAGCAAUAUUUGCUGUAGAAGUGAAGACGCUCCGGGUUGGGGAGUUUGUUGUGAUUCGGUUUCCUUCUGUAUACUCCCCCCAGAGAUGCAAAAAUGGGGGGCCAUGUGCCACGUGACCACAGUAAUUGGGAAUAGUUAAUCCACUCGCCUCCUCUGCCUUAAUUUUAUUUUAAAUUCUACCUUUACAUAACUUUCCUGGCAGGGGGUUAUGUUCAUAGCCCAAUGUCUAUCGCAGCCCUCUUCAACCUCUAGAUAUUUUGGACUUCGACUCCCAUAAUCCCUGGCCAGCUGGGGCUUCUGGGAGUUGGAGUCCCAAACACCUGGAGUUCGAUACCUCUGCUAUACAGCAAUGAAGAGACCCAGGCAAUUGACCCAGACAGGCCUCCUUUACUUGACAAUAGCUGAAUGUAUUGAGAAUGAUUCCAUUUUUUUGUUGUCGUCGCUUGCCAUUGCUUCUCCAUUACAUAGUUAGAUCAUGUCCCGCUUAUCAUAUGCCUCCGAGACCCUGUUACUAUGCUUUGUGUUCCUCUCUAUUAUUAUUAUUUUCUCACCACUUUGUCCCAUAUUGUUGCUUUUGAAAACGGUUUGGUUUCACGGUGUCAGUGAAUCACUGUCACUUCUAUAUAUAUAUAUUGAAAAGUAAUUUGAUAAGGGACAAAAGAAAUCAUGUGAGGAUGGAAAGGUUUGUGCCCCGAUCCUCUCUCCGGCUUCGAUUUCUCAUUGCUGUGUGGCUCUUUUAUCUGUCCCAAGGAUUAACAUUCCCAUUUCUGGUUGGUUUUCCCUUAUGUUUUUUGGCAGCGUUUUAAAAAGUCAACCUUUCCUCCUUCACACACAUCCCUUUUCUACCCCGUUCCGGAUUGUUACUUCAUUUGCAGGUAAAGCUUUUACUGAUUGAAUGUUUUGAUAAAUAAAUGAUGGACGAUAAUAAUAAUAAUAAAAAAAGAAAACCCUACCAAA